Ictalurus punctatus (channel catfish) is the source of this 2320-nucleotide messenger RNA. RefSeq names its product gastrula zinc finger protein XlCGF7.1. The record is from RefSeq and is a predicted model, not a curated record. Gene Ontology annotation, biological process: regulation of immune system process; regulation of cytokine production; negative regulation of transcription by RNA polymerase II. The transcript is spliced from 2 exons. The coding region runs from base 159 to 926 and encodes 255 amino acids. NCBI's taxonomy places the organism in Eukaryota, Metazoa, Chordata, Actinopteri, Siluriformes, Ictaluridae.
GAGUUCACAUGCGAGCAGCGCGAGUUACAACGUGAUGCAGUUUUUAUGCGUGUGUUUGUAAAACGGAUGGCUGCGAGUCUUCACCAUUGAGGCCAAUUUCUGUGGAGACAUUUGAAAGUAAAUCUCUUCAUUAUUUCUCAAGGAGUACACAGAAGAACAUGGUGUCCACAAGAGCCUCCAGUAGGAGGAAGAGAUUUACGGACCAGAGCAGUUUCCAAAGACACCAGCGCAUUCACACUGGAGAAAAACCGUAUCAGUGCUCACAGUGUGGAAAGAGUUUUGAUCAAGAGAGUAAUUUCCGACGACACCAGCGUAUUCACACAGGAGAAAAACCGUAUCAGUGCUCACAGUGUGGAACGAGUUUCAGGCAGAAAUAUACUCUCCAGCAACACCAGCGCAUUCAUACAGGAGAAAAGCCGUAUCAGUGUUCACAGUGUGGAACGAGUUUCAACCAGAAAUCUCAUCUCCAAACUCACCAGCGCAUUCACACAGGAAAAAAACCAUUUAUCUGUGUGCAGUGUGGGGUGAAAUUUACUCACAAGGCUACUCUCAAAACACACCAGCGCAUCCAUACAGGAGAAAAACCAUAUCCGUGUUCACAGUGUGGAAAGAGUUUUGCUAACUCGAGUACUUUCCGAAAACACCAGCGCAUUCACACAGAAGUGAAGCCGUAUUACUGCUCACACUGUGGAAAGAGUUUUAAUCGAGAGAGUAAUCUCCGACGACACCAGCGCGUUCACACAGGAGUGAAGCCGUAUUACUGCUCACAUUGUGGAAAGAUUUUUAAUCGAGAGAAUAAUCUCCGCCAACACCAGCGCGUUCACACAGGAGAGACACCAUUUAUCUGUAUAGAGUGUGGGGCAAAAUAUACUAACAAGCGUUCUCUCAAAAGACAUGAACACAUGCAUGCAGUAGAGAAGCCGUAACACUGCUCCAUGAAGACAUGCUGUGUUAAGCUUGGACUGGAAGGUCUGGAGAGUCCUACACAAUGCCUUGACCUCAAGCCCACUGAACACCUUUGGGAUGAACUGGAAUGCCUAAUGCAUGCCAGGCCUCCUCGCCCAACAACCAACCUCUACUGCGCUUGUGGCUCAAUGGGUGCAAAUCCCCACAGCCACACUCCCGAAUCUAGUGGGAAGCCUUUCUAGUAGGGGCUUUAUAUAACAGCAGGGGGACACACUCCUCAUUAUUUCCCAUGGAUUUGCAAUGGGAUGUUCAACAAGCACAUAUGGGAGUGAUGGUCAGGUGUUUGGAUGUAAUAGUGUACUUUUAACUCAUCCAAAUUUGUUAAUGUUAACGUCCAACCUAGUAAUCUGUUAAUAAUUUAAGUGAUAAUUCAAAUGUUAAAAAUUAAUUUUAAUGCGAGAGUUAAUGCAGUUAUUUUAUAUUUGAUUCAUUGGUCAGUGGUGCAUUGUCAAGUAUGAUGAUGUUUACUCUGGGACUAUCCUUGGUCAGUGAAACACAUGUGAGAGUGAAGUGCAUGCAUUGAUCAGAAUGGCUUUUUCUGGCCCAGGCGAGACGAUGUGCUGUGGUACUUGUUUGAAGAUAUUCUCAGGUUAAUUCCUUCCCAAAAGCAAGUGACAUCACUUCAUGUUCAAAUAAGCAGAGAAAUAUGGAAGGAGCUCUCAGCAUCACAACGUUAAGCAUUAAACUGUUCUGUCUCUUUCUCUCCUCUUUCCCACUCUCUCACAAACACAUCAAAUAUGAGCUAUUUUGGUUUCAUUCAAGAACUUGUUCUCUAACAAUUUAAGCGGGUGCAAACUUGUUCAGUAUCCAGAUUCUGUUCAAUAUCCAGUUGCAGUGUGUGCAAACUUGUUCAAUAACACAUUUUUUAAUGUUGUUGUAAGUAUAACAUAUGAUCUAUGGUUUCUUGUUCAUUUCUCUACUUUCCCAUGCCCAGUCAUCUGUGUUACCUUUGUCAACUAUGUUUCCGUAUGGUCAACUGUGUUACUGCUCAGUUUUUAAUUUUUAAAAGUACUUAGUUGUCUACUGUACAGAAUGUUUAGUGUUAAGAGACUACCAGAGGUGUCCUUUGUCCCUCAAGGUAUUUUUUUUUUCCAAAACUGCAUGUACAAAUUUGACUUGUUUGAGAAAAUAUGAAGACCAUUUAACUACUUUUGUGAAAAUAGAGAGUUAUUACAUCUCUAAAUAUUUUUUCCAUACAUUUUUAUUAUUUUUUUAUUUUGGUAAGAGGAUACAUAAUCCAUCAAUCAGGUCACUAUUUAAAUUCUAGAUAUUUUUCCAAGCUAUUAACAUACUUAUUUUGUCAGUAACAUAGGUGACCGGAAUAUAUCUUAAAUAAAAAGAAAUCCAAAACCAA